Molecule: messenger RNA, 123 nt
Organism: Paramecium sonneborni
Lineage: Eukaryota; Ciliophora; Oligohymenophorea; Peniculida; Parameciidae
Source: the annotation of a GenBank genome assembly
AUGAAAUCAGAAGUUAAAAGAUAGAAUAGAGAAUUUAGAGAUAGAUUUUAUGAACUGCAAUUAAAAGCAGAUUAUUUUGAUAAUUACAAAGAAAAGUUGGAUAAUAAGAUAAAAUAAUCAUGA